This is a messenger RNA of Dothidotthia symphoricarpi CBS 119687, 1180 nucleotides long. Its product is annotated as ribosomal protein S12. Bases 297 to 839 code for a protein of 180 amino acids. The record is from RefSeq and is a predicted model, not a curated record. Gene Ontology annotation, cellular component: ribosome; small ribosomal subunit. NCBI's taxonomy places the organism in Eukaryota, Fungi, Ascomycota, Dothideomycetes, Pleosporales, Dothidotthiaceae. The transcript is spliced from 3 exons. Gene Ontology annotation, biological process: translation. Gene Ontology annotation, molecular function: structural constituent of ribosome.
AGAUCGCCCAAUCAUUCGACUCAGACUUAUCAUCACUACAAGUGGAUGAACGACAGCAUUUCAGGCGAACUAAAGCUCUGAGCCUGGCUCAUGUCGUUGGGAUAAUUGUUCAGCUCUGCGAUCAAUCAACGAGCUACGCGUGCCAUACGUGCUUGGAGAUGCUGCCUUGAGAACGUCACGCAUGAGACAGAGUUGAAGGUGGGCAAGAGCGACCAAACCCCCGCUUAGUCAUCACCGUCGUUCGCAUCUCGAACUUUUGGUUCACGACAACGUCCAACAACACCACCACCGCAGCCAUGCCAGUCCAAUUCCUCCGACGCCUCAUACGGCCUUCCCUCCUCACACAAUCACCCUUCACAGCUGUUCUACCACUGCGACCCUCAAUCGCCGCCCCAAUCUUCCAAAAUGCCACCUCCGCAUUCCCCACACGCGCACUACCCGGCUCGCGAGCGAACAAAUGCACAUUAAUUCAAGUCCUACGCCAGGGCAGAAUAUCACAAAAAGCGCGAAAACUGCGGUCGCCCCAAUUGAAGAACAGACCAGAGCUGAAGGGCGUAUGUCUGAAGGUUGGAACUACGAAGCCUAAGAAACCCAAUUCUGGAGAGAGGAAGAUUGCGAGGGUCAGGUUGAGCACGGGCAAAGUUAUCACGGCGUAUAUUCCAGGUGAAGGUCACAAUGUGCAGCAGCACUCCGUCGUCAUGGUGCGUGGUGGACGAGCGCAGGAUUGUCCUGGUGUGAAAUACCAUUUGGUCAGAGGAGCAUUGGAUUUGGGUGGUGUUGGUAACCGAAUCACGUCGAGAUCGAAAUACGGGACAAAGAAGCCCAAGGCGGCCGCGUGAUCGACUUUUGAACGAGCGUGUAUAUACGUGUAUCAUAUCAUUGGCAUCAGUGGCGUUCGAAUCGAUAGCGGAUGUCAAGACACCAGGUCGGAUUGACUGUCAGUUCACCCUCUGCGAGUAUCCUCUCACGACACGUAAUUUUGGGAGAAUCGCUAUGUGCUGUUACUGUGACAUCUUGAAGCAGGCGUUUUCAGCUCGUCAGGCGUUCGGAGAAAUACUACAUCAAAGAACAGCAAACUACCAAUAUCUUGAUCAAUCCCUGUCGCGUAGGGUAGAUAGAGCUUACUAGCCGAGCAGCAAGAUAUCGGUAUUUUGCUAUUUGAUAAUCCCAAAACAGCAAC